CUGUGGUUAUGAAUAACUAGAACGAAAUUGUAAAAUGGCAGCAACCGGUGCAGUUAAAGCUCUAAAUAUAAUCAGUGCUGCCUGGUAUCAAAAAUCUGUUUUGGGAUGUUUUCAAUCUCUUCCACUUCUAUCACAAUCAAGAUAUUAUGCUGCCCGGAAAGGUACUCGAGAAAAAGCAAAAAAGAAGAAAGUGAAGAAGGAAGUUCAAAAAGUUGGAUUUAUCCCAAAAAAACUUAGAAAUAAAGUUGAAGAAAAUCUCACAUUUGAAAUGUGCCGAGGCGAUGAUCUAAGCAAACCAGAACGAGUGGACAAUGUUUGGAUUGAAGCAUUUCAUCAACCAAAAAUUUAUAGUUUUGAAGAAGCCAUAGAAUAUCACCGACAGUCUCAUCACUCUAGCAUGUACAAUUCACCGAAUGCCUUUGUACAUGCUUUUUUACAACUUAAUAUGAUGGGUCCAAAACCAACUAAAAUGGUAGAGAAAUUUGCAAGAACCGUUGAUAUACCACAUCCAUUCGAUCAUGGUGAAAAAAGGACAAUUGUUGCAUUCUGUAAUGAUCCCAAGUUAGCUGAAUUAGCUGAUAAAGCUGGAGCAUCAAUCUCAGGUGGUCUACAGCUCAUUAAAAAUAUUCAAACCGGAGUAAUUCCUAUUGCUGAUUAUGAUUAUGCUGUUGCACAUCCUGAUAUAAUGACAGAAUUAUCAGUGAUUAAAGGUUUAAUGAAACGAAAGUAUCCAAGCCCACGUGGAGGUACUCUUGGGUUCGAUUUACCUCAAUUAAUCAAAAAAAUACUUCAUGGUAUAAAAUACGAAAUUAGACCCCAUGAACGUCAAUUACAAUAUGGAACUGGAACUAUUCUUUUUGGUCGUCUAAAUAUGGAUGUAAAACAGUUAGAAGAAAAUUUUGUUGCUGUUAUCAAGGAUGUAGAAAAAUCUAGACCUAAAAGAGAUGGUGACUUUAUCUUCAGAGCAUCAAUAGAAAGCUAUCCUACUACAGAAUUAUUGAGCGUAAAUUUUUCAAAAUAUCUUGUUGAAGAAGCGAGUGAAGUUGAUUCAGAUAAUGAAGAAGAAAAUGUUGCUGUCAACUAAAUAAGAAUCAAUGACUUUUUACAAUAAAAUACAACUAAUAAAUAUGGAAUUAUUUCACAGAUUA
Chelonus insularis is the source of this 1148-nucleotide messenger RNA. RefSeq names its product mitochondrial ribosomal protein L1 (gene mRpL1). The transcript has 8 exons. Lineage: Eukaryota; Metazoa; Arthropoda; Insecta; Hymenoptera; Braconidae. The coding region runs from base 35 to 1084 and encodes 349 amino acids. The record is from RefSeq and is a predicted model, not a curated record.